GAGGCAGAAGAAAGCAACGAAAGCGGAUCACCUUGCCGCCAUCUGCUUCAGUGCCCGCACAUGCCGCCACCGUUGAUCCUCUUCCCGCGCUCUCCAGUCUCCAGCUGCUCAGCUCAGCUCAACCCAAUCGUGUCACCCCGUCAGCCUAACCACCUCCACCAAACCCAACCACCUCUUCUUCUUCUUCCUCUCCCCAAUCCCUCUCAAACUCCUAUAUAAAUCCAUUACCAUCCUUAUCCUCCUCCCCCAAAUCCCAAUACACGCGAGACCCAACAAACCCAAGCUUCUGCUACAUCCAUCCAUGGGGAGGUCCCCGUGCUGCGAGAAGGCGCACACGACGAAGGGGGCCUGGACGCGGGAGGAAGACGACCGGCUGUCGUCCCACGUGCGCGCCCACGGGGAAGGCCGCUGGCGGGCGCUGCCGCGGCUGGCGGGGCUGCCGCACCGGUGCGGCAAGAGCUGCCGCCUGCGGUGGGUCAACUACCUCCGGCCCGACCUCAAGCGGGGCGCCUUCUCCCGCGACGAGGACGCGCUCAUCGUUGCGCUCCACGCCGCGCUCGGCAACCGAUGGGCGAUGAUCGCGGCGAAAUUGCCGGGCAGGACGGAUAACGAGAUCAAGAACUACUGGAACACGCAUCUGGGACGGAGGUUGAAAGGGAUGGGGAUCGAUCCUGUCACGCAUCGCCCUGUUGUUGCCGCUGCUGCUGCUGGCGUUUGGGACGGAGAUGGCGACGCCGCCGUUUCCUUUGUCCGGACACAGAUGCCGGAGAGGAAGAAGGCGCCGCCUAGGUGCCCUGAUCUGAACCUGGAGCUCCGCAUCAGCCCGCCAUGGCAGGAGGAGGAGGAGAUGCCGCAGCGGGCGCCGGUGAAGAGGGACGUGAAGCCGGCGAAGAGGGAGGAGACGCAGCAGCUGAAGCCACUGCAGGGCGGCGACUUCCUCGGGCUCAGGGCCGGCAUGCUCGACUUCAGAAGAAUCCAGAUGAAAUGAAUCGGUGGUCCGAUGAUCAAAGAAGAAACUUUUUUUCGUUUCCAGCUGUAUAAAGUUGCUAAUUUUGCUGCUGCUACUACUAGCUAGUCUUUAGGAUAAAAGAAUAGAAAUACAGGGCAAGGAAGAAGGGAGAGAUCGUAGGAUUCCAUCCUGUGUAAAUUAGUAUUUAGUAGUACUCCUCUGAAGUCUGAACAACUCUUCUGUUACCAGAAACUCUGUACGAAGAACAAGUCUCCUUCCUUCCUGGAUUAAUAUAAGCACCAGGUUCUGUCGA
Brachypodium distachyon (stiff brome) is the source of this 1262-nucleotide messenger RNA. RefSeq names its product myb-related protein Zm38. The coding region runs from base 302 to 988 and encodes 228 amino acids. The transcript has a single exon. NCBI's taxonomy places the organism in Eukaryota, Viridiplantae, Streptophyta, Magnoliopsida, Poales, Poaceae. The record is from RefSeq and is a predicted model, not a curated record.